Molecule: messenger RNA, 1677 nt
Organism: Pocillopora damicornis (cauliflower coral)
Lineage: Eukaryota; Metazoa; Cnidaria; Anthozoa; Scleractinia; Pocilloporidae
Source: RefSeq, a predicted model, not a curated record
UUCGACGUACAGACAUUUGAUGGAAAUGUUGGCAUAGCCUCCGUAAACGGUAUUGCACUCCAACCUCAAAUUAGAACACGUUCGGUUCGUAUCUACCCAAAGUUUCCACUUUCUUUGGAUGGUGAUACAUCUCUGGCAAAUGUUUCCUGUCUCCGCCUGGAAUUAUAUGGCUGCUCUGCCCCUGUUGAUGGCUCAUGGGGAACGUGGACUCCUUGGUGGCCAUGCAGUGUGACCUGUGGACGUGGAAAGCGGUCACGUGAACGAUUUUGCGACUCGCCAAUGCCUACCAAUGGUGGUGCACCGUGCAACGAGAGUGAAAGAACUGAAGACGAAUAUUGUAGAUUACAAAAGUGCAUUAAACCAGCUGUCGACGGAGGCUGGGGUAAUUGGGGUCCUUGGUCAGAAUGUAGCUUGACGUGUGGAAUUGGAUUGCGGGCACGUGAAAGGAAAUGUGAUUCACCUGAACCAAGGAAUGGGGGAGUGCCGUGUGACAAGGCAGAGCGAAUGCAACAGAGAAUCUGUAGGGAAGCCACUUGCGGAGGCAGUGACGUGGGAUUUUCUGGCUCAGGUUAUGGCUGGGAAACUUCUUUAGAUACUUCGGGAUUUUUUGAAGAAGAAAAUGGUUGGAAAGUAUGUUGCAGAACUAAAUCUGGUGAAGAGAAACACCACCAGGGACUCAGCGAUGACGAGGACUUCACGGUUAAGUCAAGUCUUGAUGAUUAAGUCUUCGCCACGAACUCGGAAGGGUGUCAACAGCUUAACUGUCCAGAACAGAAAAUAACAUCGAGCUUUUAGACCUUCAGAUUGCGCUUAAAGCACUAAAACCUUUUUUUUUUAUCGUUUUGGAGGAUUAACCGUCUAGCAGUUCACAGUAUCUAGAAGCUGUUUCUUCACUAAAAACCAAGACACCUGAUGUUAAUGUUUGACAAUCGCGAAUACGUCCAAAUAAGAAAAGUCAUAUGCAAAGGUUGCUACAUCCUAAUUAAAUGCGUAACUUCGUUCAGUAUUCUAUUGUAAAAGAAAAACUAUAGUUCAUAACUGAUCUAGCAAAAUUCAUGAUUACUUAGCUACCGUUGUGGAUGUAUUCAUUACUAAAUUCAAUACCGAGGUCGAUACUGUCUUUUUUCUGUACAAUUAUCAUGUGCGGAAACUAAUGAAGCCACUUAUUAAUAAUAAAGCAGGAAUUUAUUUCAAUUUAGAUGAAAUAAUUGCGUUAGUUCGGAAGCGAAUCAUCGACUUAAGAAUCGUUCAAAUCCUCUCCAUCAUAAUACGCAGAUCAGCGAUAAGCUAUUGACUGCAGUUCAGCGAAAUAUGGUUCUCAAAUUGAAACUGCAUACUGAUUUUAUCGACUGGAUGAGCAAAUGAGAAAGAUAAGAUAAGCUAUAGUUGAUAACUGAUCUGGCAAAAUUCAUGAUUACUAGCAUCCUUUGUGGAUGUAUUCAUUUCUAUAUUCAAUACCGACGUCGAUACGGUCUUUUUUCAGUACCAUAAUCAUGGGCGGAAACAAAUGAAGCCAAUUAUUAAUAAUAAAGCAGCAAUUUAUUUCAAUUAAGAAUAAAUUAUGCACGGCCAAAAGUCCUAAGGACUCCCAACUGCAAACAAAGUUUAGAAUAAAUAUAACAUAUAUAUAAAUAUAAAUAUAAAUUAUAUAGAAUAAUAUAACAUUCGUAAUCCAGA